CUGGCGUACCUACUGUUGCAUUUGAGCUAACCCCCAGGAUGAUGGAUGCGACGACGCCGACCAAGCUGGUCGACGCAAGCAGCAGCAGGACGGCUAAUGGCGCCAACGACAGCCUCAUGGGCUCCUUCAACAGCGGCCAGUGGUCGGCGCUGCUGGCCUCGGUCGUCGUGACCGAAGACCGCGUCCGCGCCGGCGACCUCAAGGACGAGCAUGCCAAGAAGAAGCUGCCAUCGGUCAUCUACGAGACGCCGACGCGUGGCAUCAGCAACGCCCGGCGCGAAAUCUCGCACGCGUCGCUCGGGCGUCUCGUGGCCAAGCUCACGGAUGCACAUCAUUACGACACGGAGUUCCGCGACGGCUUUCUCCUCACGUACCGGUGCCACUCGACCGCAUAUGAGUUUGUCAAGAAGCUCAUCAAGCGCUACAAGGCCGCGAUGAAGCUCAUGAACCCGUCGUCGAUCGAGUGCGACCCAACCAACGCCGAAGAAGAACGGUUCUCGAUUCCGUCGAGCGAGGCCAUUGACGUCAACACGCAGGCCGAAGCCAACAUCUCGAUCAUGCGCGCCAUGAGCGUGCUCAAAUUUUGGAUCCGCGAGUCGGGCUACAUUGAGGCCGACCUCACCGACGACCGCAAGGCGCAGAAAAAAUUGUUUUUGUUUCUCGAAGAGAUACGAAAGACGUCGCCGAUUCCAUCGAUCGUCCGCCACGCCGAGACGAUGCUUCACGUCGUUGGCAAGAUUUUGAAAGCGUCAACCUUGUUGCGACAGCAGCUCAAGCACCACGAGACGUCGCAGGUCGGAUCUCGGCCCUACGACAUGCCGUCCCCCUUGGACCUCGGCAACGAAGACGACAGCGUGCCCGUCGCCGUUGACGCGCUCUCGCGGUCGGCCCCGGCGCCCGCCUCGACCUCGGGCGCGCCAAAGCUCACGCGCAGCUCGUCCGACUCGACGAAAGAGCCUUCGACCAAGGUGCCCACCCUGGCACGAGGCAUGACGACCGGCAGCUCGCAGUAUGGCGUGGACGCGGCCUUGCUGCUCUCGAGCGUCAGCAGCCACAGCAGUUCGUUUGGGCCCCUCACGCGGUCGCAGUCGGAUAGCACAAAAGAGAAGGGCAAGUAUGUAAGCGUCUCGCGGUCCGAGCCGCUGAGUGGCAUAUCGGCGCAAGAAGCCGCAGAGCAGCUCACGCUCCUCGAGGAAUACCGGUACCUCAAGAUCCAGCCGCGCGAGCUCACAAAUAAGAACUGGACGAGCGCCAACAAGCACAUGGACGCGCCCAAUGUCCUGGCGUUGAUCGAGCUCUUUGAUGCGCGCGCCGGGUGGGUCUCGAGCGAGAUUUUGCAUCCCAAGCUCCAAGCCAAGCAGCGCGCCAAGAUGAUUGCGUACUUUAUCGAUGUCGCUGAGGCGUGCCACCACCUGCACAACUUCAACACGCUCUUUGAAGUCGUGACAGGUCUUAAAGCCCCGUGCAUCCAGCAGCUCAAGACGACGUGGGACCUCCUCACUCAAGCGCAAAACGACCGGUUCGAAUGCCUCAAGAACAUUUGCGCCCAAGACAACAACUAUGCCACGUACCGCCAGGCGUUUGCGCUGGCCGAAGGACAGCCGCGCCUGCCUGCGUUUUUCCUUGUCACCAAAGACAUUUUCGGCUACGAGGAGUCGAUGCCGACGAUCGAGCACGGACUCGUGUGCUUUCAAAAGUUCCGCAAGAUCCACCGCGCGAUCGUCGAUGCCCUUAGUUGUCAAAACGUGCGGUACACGUCGACGACGACGGUCGGCCGCCGGCGCAAGGCGCUCGUGCCCGAGAAGAACCAGCAAAUGAUGCUACGCCAUCGACUGGAGACCAUUCGCAAGCCCAGCGCCGAGCUCUUUCGGCUCGCCAAGAACGCCAACCGCCAAGAAAAUGUCCUGUUUGUCAACAGCCUCGCGGACGCUGGCUUUAUGUAACCGACUCAAAAAGUACUACCGUUUUCCAAAAUUUGAAUGUACAACAUUGUCUACUGGA
Saprolegnia diclina VS20 is the source of this 2001-nucleotide messenger RNA. RefSeq lists its product as hypothetical. Gene Ontology annotation, molecular function: guanyl-nucleotide exchange factor activity. Lineage: Eukaryota; Oomycota; Saprolegniomycetes; Saprolegniales; Saprolegniaceae. The transcript is spliced from 7 exons. Gene Ontology annotation, biological process: small GTPase-mediated signal transduction. The record is from RefSeq and is a predicted model, not a curated record. Bases 39 to 1943 code for a protein of 634 amino acids.